Ostreobium quekettii is the source of this 1359-nucleotide messenger RNA. The record is from the annotation of a GenBank genome assembly. NCBI's taxonomy places the organism in Eukaryota, Viridiplantae, Chlorophyta, Ulvophyceae, Bryopsidales, Ostreobiaceae.
AUGAAUGGAGCGGCGGGGAAGGGGGGGAUGGGGGGCGUCACGCAGGGCGCGCUGGCCCUGGUGGGUCCGGCCCUGCUGGUGGGGCUGUUCGCGUGGCUGAUGCUGGUGGACGGAUGGGCGACGGGGUGGCCGCCGACCGGCGCCGAGGACGAGGGAGAAGGCGCCGCGUGGAGUCAGAAAGUGAGGAGGCUGCCGCGCGAUCUGCUGCUGCUGGCCCUGCUGGCUGUGCUUUACCUGCGCUCCAGAGUGGGAGGGCAGGGCUGGGCAGGCUUGGGGCCCGGUGGGGACACGGGUGCUUCAACAGGUCCACCAAGUCGAAGGAGCCUGUCACGCGAUUUUGAGGAUUUGACAGAAGAGGAAAUCAGGAGCGUAAAACAUCUCUCUUCUGGCAACGAUUGUGUCAGCGCUCUGCAGUUGUGCAACGCAAACCAUGCAAGCCGGUUGAGGGAAGCUGUGCCCAACGUCUUCUUGCUCCACCUCGGCCAGCUGCUGGGCGAGAAGUCAGCCACCAAGGCGCUGCAGUUGCUAGCAAGGGGUGGGGAGGUGGGUCAGCCAUGUGCACUGUUCGGCGAGCUGCAGGAGAAGGGCCCAUGGGAGAGUGGGUGGAGCAGACCAGUAGUGAAGUCCCAGCGGGGCAUCACCUUCGAGACGACCAAGCGGCGCUGGAGGAAUGGGCUGUAUUUGUACAAGACGACAACUAUUCUUGAGGACUGCUCACCUGCCAAGUUUCGAGCUUUCAACAUGGACACAGCGAGUCGGAAGACCUGGGACUGGUCGAUGGAGUCAUGGCAGAGAAUCGAGGAGCCACUGGAUGACGACCCAAAUGCUGACUCAUGCUUCUACCUUCACGAAGCUCGGAUGCCCGGCCCCAUUUGCAACAGGGUGUACGGCUGUGCACGCCGGGUCUGGGACAACUCGGAUGGGGGCUGCUACUGGAUCACAAAGUCAGCAGUUCAUCCCAGCAUUCCCAACACAAAGCCAGGCACAGUGAGGGUGGACGAAUACACAUCUGGAUCUGUCAUUCGGGGUGCCAGGAGCCGUCAGGGGCUGAGCACGCCUGCUGUGGAGCUGUCCUCAGUCUACUUCGACGACCCCAAGAUGCGCCCGUUGGCUUUCAACCUCGCGAUGAAGAGCGCACUGUGGGUCGCCAUGCAGGCCACUGAGCGCGCCUUCCGACAGUGGCUGGAGAACAACGACGUUGCCACAGAGCAGGAGCUGCGGACGCCAGGACACCCUGUGCGUGGGCUGCCAGAGAGCGCGCGAAACGCAGGCAGACGGCGUAAGGGGCGCUGGCGCAAGGUCGUGAGGGGGGUGAUUUUCGGGGGCGUCGCCUUUGUGUUGCACAAAGUCGUCAAGUAG